GCGCCAGAGCUUCACCGUUCGAGACCGGAUCGAGAUGAGUAUCGUGAAGGCAGCGCUCCUUGUCCUCGGCGUCGUUUGUGUCUCCACGGCCUUUCCCGGGGUCUGGAGGAAACACCAUCCGGACGUUGACCCCCGCUACAGGGAGUGGGCCCACUUCGCCAUCUCUUCCCAGGUCGAGGGCAAGACCAACUACGACACGCUCAUGACGCUCAUCAGCGUCGAGUCUCAGGUAAUUGCGGGUGUGGACUACAAGCUCAAGAUGAAGGUUGCCGAAUCCUACUGCGUGAUUGGAGUGGACUCGUACAGCAGGGAGCGUUGCUACCUCAAGGUUGACGUUCCUUACAUGCUGUGCACAGCCGUGGUCAACUAUAUGCCCUGGGAGCACAGAACCAGCCUCAAGUCAUACGACUGCAGCGACCGUGUCUACGGUGUGAAGCGAGCUGAAUGAUUGGCGUGAACCAAUGCAGAGAGCAAGUCGUCUGCUUCUUGUUCAGGAAUUGCGUUGACGUCAGAGUGACGCCAAACUCUGAUUGGCUUUGGUUGAAAGGAUAGUGGGUAGACAUUAACGCUAGAUGCCUCGAGGUGUACCCACUAUUUUUUUUUUCAAUCAGCCAAUAAGAGCUUGGUGUCAUUCUGACGUCACCACAACCCGUGUGCAAGAAGCAGACGAACUUGUCCUCCGCAGAACACCUAGAAGACGAGGUCCGGUUCUUUUACACCCCGAAACGUCACCACUGGUGGAUCCUCGCAGCACCGCUUAGUUUGCGUCAGCAUCCCCACCAGCGUCUCUUGCAGCGUCUCGCAAAGAACGCGACGCUCCCAGGCGGCGACGCAAAGUCGAGUUUUAGCGUGUUUGUCGCUUGGGGCGAGUCGGGGAUCUAUUAAUGAUGACAUCAUUGGCAGGCCUCGUCUUCGAGGUGGUAUUGCAAGCACGCUUUCAUUUGUCACCUCUAUAUUGGAGACACCGAGGAAAGUAAAUAAAAUGUCCUUUCUGAAAAGAA
Messenger RNA from Ixodes scapularis (black-legged tick), 1001 nucleotides. Its product is annotated as salivary cystatin-L2-like. Gene Ontology annotation, molecular function: cysteine-type endopeptidase inhibitor activity. The coding region runs from base 35 to 448 and encodes 137 amino acids. NCBI's taxonomy places the organism in Eukaryota, Metazoa, Arthropoda, Arachnida, Ixodida, Ixodidae. The record is from RefSeq and is a predicted model, not a curated record. The transcript is spliced from 3 exons.